This is a messenger RNA of Pisolithus orientalis, 711 nucleotides long. RefSeq lists its product as uncharacterized. The transcript has a single exon. The coding region runs from base 1 to 711 and encodes 236 amino acids. The record is from RefSeq and is a predicted model, not a curated record. NCBI's taxonomy places the organism in Eukaryota, Fungi, Basidiomycota, Agaricomycetes, Boletales, Pisolithaceae.
AUGGACUCACCUUUCUUAGACCUUCUCCUCGACUUCCUGUCCGACAAGCUCCCGCCGCCGCUGUACACGUUCCUGCUGUCGUUCCUCUCACAUACCAUCACCCUACUCACAGCCCUCAUCUCCCUCGUACAGUCCCUCAUUGCAGCCAAACCAUGGGAAUGGGAUCCACAAACCAUCAUCCCGCCCCUCAUAAGCAUUCUCGUCGCGUACCUCGCUUUGCACAGUCUAUACAGGACAACCGGAUGGAUAUUCAGGACUGUCUUCUGGUUUGUCAAAUGGGGGACCAUACUUGCGGCAGUAUCAGCAGGCAUGGGCUGGUACAUGGCGAAUCAAAACCCAUCAGGCACUGUCAUUUCGAACCUUGGCAAAGCCCUUGUGAGUGUCUCCAAUAGCCAUCGCCGAGGCUCAGUUGGCAUAGGUCCAUCCCACCCGCAGACGGGGACUGCGCCCCAAACCAAUGAAAGAGUACAGCCUAAACCUUGGGAUUCUUUCCACAAGCACCGUACUUGGCAGUACCAAGAACAAGGCGGAAGGGGGACAGGAGCCCCGGAUGCUCAGAAGAUCAUGGCUGACAUCGCGGCAGCUGCAGGUCGUACGCUGAUGGAAGGAAACUGGUGGGAUGCUGCGAAGACAGCCUUCACCAGUUCUACGACCAAUCGGGAUCAGCCUGGAAAGACAACCAAUGAUAAAAGGCAAGGGAGGGCCAGAUAG